CUUCCUGGAGGGCAAAGGGGAAGGACUGUCUGCUGAGGAGCACUGGAGAUACUGCCGUGCUGGGCAGGGUAGUGUAGCGGAGAAGUAGGGGAGCUCUUGGCUGACCAUGUUCAGACUGAGGCCCUGAAGCAGGGGCAGGGAAGGUGCUAGGGCUAUGGGAGAAGUGGCCCAGGGAAAGUAGCCCAGGGGGAAUAGGAGAAGGGGCAGAAAGUGGCUGCCAGCUAUAGGGUCCAUGGCCCGGGACCCAGAGUAGUGGGUGAGUUUGCACCUGAAGCCAGGGGCUAGACUAGAGACUUCAGUUGGCUACUGAGGCAUGUGGAAGGACUGAGGACUGCCUGUGCCCCAAAAGGGGGGAGAUGACAGGCUGGGGCACAGCAGGAGGGCCGUGUCCUGAAGGGGACGCCGCAGUCUGGAAGCAACGCGGGUUCAGGUGGUGGAGACAGUGGAAGUAACGGCAAGUGAGACACCGCUAGUAAAAGGUGCCCUGGUGGUCCAAGAGAGCUAAUUCCCAGCACGACCAGCAGGAGGCGCCAUCGCUGUCGGUCUGCACGGCUGCAGUCAGGCUUUUGGAACUUAACAUUCAGCAAUUUAGGUUCUUGUCUGCCAUGCUUUGUUAGCAGGUUUCGUGCAUCCUCGUCUCUCGAGCAAGCCAAUUUGGUGACCUGAAAGCAUUUGCUAUGCCAAAGUGGCUAGGCAAUCCGUCUGCAAAAACAGAUUUCCCCCACCUCCCGAGUCCCACAAGCACUCACCAUCUGCAUACAAAUGGAGUUAUUAGGGGGAGAAGUGGGAGGAGAGAAAGUCAGUUCUAAUACUAAGUAGCUGGGUCCUUUAAGCUGUUUGGCCAGACCUUAUCGUUAAAAAGAAGAAGAAAAAAAUCGUCUCUAAAGGAUUGUUUGAGUCAUUGCUCCUCAUGUGUAAACAAAGAGAGGCAGCUUACAUAGCAAACUCAGCCUGGAAUAGCUUGAGGUGAGGAAAGCGAAGCACAAAGAUUAAAUGAUUGCCCAAGGUUACACUGCUGGCUUGUGGCAGAACCAAGAUUAGAAACCCGGUCUCCUGACUCCCAGUCCUGUUCUCUAACUGCAGAUGUUCGUCUUCAUAUUAGUCUCCAGUUUCUAACACUAGCGAUGCUGACACCCUAGGUGUUUUGGGACCAAGUGUGCUGGUUGUGCCCAGGGGAUCUCCCCCAGCGACUUGGUCAGGAGGGCGAGAAGCAAAGUGUUCCACUUGAACUGUUUUACUUGUAUGAUGUGUAACAAACAGCUCUCCACCGGCGAGGAGCUCUAUAUUAUCGACGAGAACAAGUUUGUCUGCAAAGAAGAUUACCUAAAUAACAGCAAUACUGCCAAAGAGAACAGCCUGCACUCAGCCACAACCGGCAGUGACCCCAGUCUGUCUCCGGAUUCCCAAGAUCCUUCCCAAGACGACGCGAAGGACUCGGAGAGUGCCAACGUGUCAGACAAGGAAGCUGGCAGCAAUGAGAACGAUGAUCAGAACCUGGGGGCCAAGAGGCGGGGUCCCCGCACCACUAUCAAAGCCAAACAACUAGAGACUCUGAAAGCCGCCUUCGCAGCCACCCCCAAACCCACCAGGCACAUCAGGGAACAGCUGGCCCAAGAAACGGGGCUCAACAUGCGAGUCAUACAGGUGUGGUUCCAGAACCGGCGCUCCAAGGAGCGGCGCAUGAAGCAGCUGAGCGCGCUGGGGGCGCGCCGCCACGCCUUCUUCCGCAGCCCCCGCCGCAUGAGGCCGCUGGUGGACCGGCUGGAGCCGGGCGAGCUCAUCCCCAACGGGCCCUUCUCUUUCUAUGGAGGUGGGUACCAGCGCCGGGCAGAGACGCCUCCCGCGGGGCUAGGAAGGCGCCGGGUGAAGAGAAGCAAAGAUUAUCAGAGCGAGUAUUAUGGCCCUGGAAGCAAUUAUGAUUUCUUCCCACAAGGACCCCCUUCAUCUCAAGCUCAGACGCCGGUCGAUCUCCCAUUUGUGCCCUCCUCUGGGCCAUCAGGAACUCCUCUGGGUGGACUGGAUCACCCAUUACCCGGACACCACCCUUCCAGUGAGGCUCAGCGCUUCACUGACAUAAUGUCCCACCCACCUGGAGACUCACCCAGCCCUGAGCCCAACCUGCCAGGUUCUUUGCACUCCAUGUCUGCAGAAGUUUUUGGUCCAAGUCCUCCAUUUUCUUCAAUAUCCGUCAACGGUGGUGCUAAUUAUGGCAAUCACUUGUCACAUCCACCAGAAAUGAAUGAAGCAGCUGUGUGGUAGCUUUAAAACAAACUGGGUCUAAGUAAGUGAUGAGCUUCUAGUCUGCUUAUGUUAUGGUGUACAGAAAUGAAUAAGUAUAACAUCUCUCUUGCCCUAAGACAAUUUUACCUUGGGAAUGAACUGAAUCCAAAUCACUCCAAGGCAAGCUUUGCUAUAGACCAGGACAAUCUUCAUAAUAUGGUUGUAACUAACAAACAAACAAACAAAAAAGGGACAUGUUUUGGAACCAUUGAAAAGACACUGGUGAAGCUGUACAGUAAAGUGCUGCUGUGCUAUAGGAUGGCGUAGGUUGAAUACCCUGUUGGAUGUCACCCUAAGAGCCACAAUCCUUAGGAACUUUUCAUUUAAAAAACAAAAAGAAGGUCAAAGAAAGGGAGGGGGGAAGUGUGAAGAGCGCUAGUAUUCCUGGUUUAAGGAUGGUUCUGGCAUUAUGAAUUUGUUUGUUAAUUUUGUCUCUCAGAAAGUUCAACAACAACAAACUCUUUUUAGCUUCAGAAAUGUGAGCCUGCUGACUAUCAGGUGGGACUUUUUGUUUUUUAAUUAUUUUGCCAAAAUAACAAGUACUAAAUGUAAGCCCUCAGCAUCAACUCUUCUACCUUGACAAAGCUACACACACACAAAAUCCUCAUAAUAACACAGGUCGCCAACCAGACCUCUCACUAAAAAUGACUUGAAACAAACAAACAAAGUAUUCUACCUUCAUGAAAAAAAAAACAACUAAACAAAAGACUCUACUGACCUAAAAACAGUCAACUGUUUACGUAGAAUGUUAAAUUCAGGAGUUCUAUGUUUUACUAAUAAAUCCUGUUUUAGAACCUCUUGUUCAAAAGCAAAAUAUUUUGAGCAACCAACCAAAAUAUACCACUUUCUUUUCUGUAGAUGUUAUAUGACAGAUUGCAGGGCUUGUGGUUCACUGUGCUAGUUGUAAAAGGUGUUGUUUACAGAAGGCAAAGAAAAAAAAAACCCAUAAAAACCAGACAGUUGCCAAAUAAAGUAAUUAUAUAGCACAAAUACUGUAAGGUGCUUUGCACCAGCAACCUGAGCAAGUGUUUUUUUGGUUUUGUUUUGUUUUUAAAGUGUUACAAGGUUAAACAAACAAACAUCUUUGCUAAUUUUUAGUCCUGUUGAACAUUCAUGGAAUUGUUAAUAUGACUUAUAUAGACCCACACAGGUUUUAUUUUUGUGUCUUUAAAAGAAAAGUCCAAAAUAUUUAAAUUUUAUGGUCAAAUAUGCAGUCAACAGCUGCUACUUUUUUCUUUAUAUAUUAAAUUUCUCAUAUGUCUUUUAUUGUUCUAAUAAACCUAAGCUUGUGUGACCUCCAGUGCAUAUUAGACCAUUCACUGUAUGAAAGAAAACAUGUUGGAUAAAAUUUGUGAGUUUUUAAUAAAAUUAGAAAAUCUGAUGUUUUA
Molecule: messenger RNA, 3668 nt
Organism: Mauremys reevesii (Reeves's turtle)
Lineage: Eukaryota; Metazoa; Chordata; Testudines; Geoemydidae
Gene: LHX1
Product: LIM homeobox 1
Exons: 6
Coding region: 1243-2259 (338 amino acids)
Biological process (GO): regulation of transcription by RNA polymerase II; neuron differentiation
Cellular component (GO): nucleus
Molecular function (GO): DNA-binding transcription factor activity, RNA polymerase II-specific; RNA polymerase II transcription regulatory region sequence-specific DNA binding
Source: RefSeq, a predicted model, not a curated record